Haliotis rufescens (red abalone) is the source of this 2963-nucleotide messenger RNA. RefSeq names its product receptor-type tyrosine-protein phosphatase F-like. NCBI's taxonomy places the organism in Eukaryota, Metazoa, Mollusca, Gastropoda, Lepetellida, Haliotidae. The record is from RefSeq and is a predicted model, not a curated record. Gene Ontology annotation, molecular function: protein binding. The transcript has 12 exons. Bases 114 to 1394 code for a protein of 426 amino acids.
UGUUGGCUGGUCACACAGUGCAGAUAUCCUCAAUGUAGUAGUUCUUGUCAGACCUUGUCAGUCCUUGUCAGGGUACAUUCCACACCUGGCCACAGUCUCGAGUAACAUUCACAAUGGACUUAUAUUUAGGAUGGUGUUUCAUGUUGGCAGCUUUCAGUGUCGAAUCUGUACUUCCGACUUCAACUACAGAGUUGUCUACAACAGAAGCAGCAACUGCCUCGACGCCAGACCUUGUCCCAGGUAAGGUCAACAAUUUGAAGACCACACUGACGACAUCCUCGUCUCUUGGUCUGUCGUGGACGGCAUCAACAAGUGAUGUCCCAUUCACCCAGUACAUCGUCUUCACAAGCAAGGGAGGCGAAUGUUUACGUGCAGUCUACAUCCUCUGUCCUCCAAACGAUAUGAUAUAUGCAGCUGCCACCUGCAAUUCCCUUAGCGCGGGCACGCCUGCAACAUAUGAUGAAUGCCAUGGUGACAUGUCUUACAACCUGACUGACCUGGACUCGAACACAGACUACGUUGUUAGUGUCGCUGCUGCAGCAAUUUUCACAGUUGGGGAAACCUCAACACUCAAAGAGAAGACUAAUAUUGGAAUUCCAGCACCGCCGACCAACAUCCGGGGAACUGCUCAGAACAAGUCCGCCAUCUUAGUUGAAUGGGAUAUUCCUUCCCACAAUGCCGGACCUAUGUGGUACAACCUUGUGGUUCUUAUUGAAUUGGACAGGACGUCUGGUGGAUUCAUCGCAGAUCGUUACUACAACGUUGAAGGCCAGAAUAGCAGUUCCUGCGAGGUGACGGACUUGUUGAGUUCCUGGAGGUACAGCUUCGCCAUCACAGUCAGCACCAGUGCUGGAACCUCAAACAUGGCAACAUCCAAAGCUGAUGUCAGAACGCUGCCUUCUACUCCCGGUGCAGUGCAGAAUAUCUGCUUAAAGUUUGUUCAUAGUGUGUACCUGGCCGUCAGACUCACCUGGGAAUGUCCCCCUGAGAGGAUGAGGAAUGGACGCAUCAGAAGCUACACAAUCUCCUACACAGGCAAUAUAUCCAUGACGUUGACGGCUGGGAGUUACUACCCUGAGGAUCCGUGCACCGACCCCCAUAUGGUGUAUCUGCCUGUAAUCCCAGAUGGGGAGUACACUGUCGAGGUAUGGGCAAAUGCUGAAUUUCAAGGAAUCAAAUCAGCAAUGAAUUUUGUAGCAGACCGAGAUAAAAUGUUCUACGAUUUACCAUCGUUUUCCAACACAACCGUGUCGACACCAGAUCCCCACAGCUUAAUAGUUGUAUCAGCCACAUGUGGUUCCAUAAUAGCCAUCCUCUUUGUCGCUGUUAUUGCUCUUGCUCUGACAAGAUCACGAGCUGUUUCACCUCAACAACGACUGUAUUUCGUUCAUUAGGUUGACUGAUCACCAGGGUGAACAAAAUCUGGAACGAAUGGAGAACGAAGAGACAGUUCAUUUGCAGAACAAAUAGUGUCAACAAUACUGCAUUUGUCCUUAUUGAAUAUUGAGUUCACUGACAGUGCGGAUCCAAAAAUUCCCACCAUCGUUUGAAAAUUACAAAAUGUAAUUGUGGACACCAAAGACCCUAAUACCUUCGUUCAAUUGAAAUACUCGUGCAAAUUGUCAGGUGACAACCAAAAAUGAAGUACAUGAACCUUCAAAUGAACAAUCCUGGAUCCGCCUCUGAUUGAACUGUGCUUAUGAAGAUACCUACGUACCAUAGGUGAUUCCAGCACACCUGCUGUUCUGUGAUAGUCUUGUAAUCAAAGAAUGAUACAGACACAUUCAUGUUUGAUGACAGAAAAUACAUACGUCUUCACUGCUUUGAUUUUGAAUGGAAGUUUUAUUAUUUUGGAACGAUUGUACCUAAAAUACCUCAACGUACUUACCCAGAAAAUCAAAGAGAGCAAAUCAUUAGCAUGCACCAAAUAGGCAUGUCAAGUCGGGCUAUUGCCACAGUGCUGAACGUUAAUCAUACUGUCAUCAGUCGACUCUGUAGAAAUCACACAUGGACUGGACAUGUGAGGAACUUGCCGAGAUCAGGACGUCCACGGACGACCAGUGCCACACAGGACAGGCAAAAACGGCUGCCAACUUCAAAUUGAACUGUUCUUCGUUAUCACUGGCACAUCCACAACAGAGCGUCUCUUAGCACCAUCAGGCGUCGACUGAAUGAAACAUAAUUAGGGGCCAGAAGACCAAUAAGACGUCCAAUCCUCACACCCAACACAUGCGGAACCGUUGUCUGGUGUCCCGCUCGAGCACAGGUCAUGGAGGAACUUGAGGUCAUGGAGGAGGGUUCAUUGAUCUGACGAGAGUCGGUUUUUCAUUUUACCACACCAAUGGAAUGACUCUUAUCAUAAGUGCAACAUCCAGGAAACAAUGGCAUGUGGUUGCGGCUCGGUGAUUGAUAUGCUGCUCCUUUGAUUGUAAACUUGAUUUGGUCUCAGUUCAGGGGACAUUAAAUGGACAAAGGUACAAAGAUGUUAUAUCUGAUCGUUUUAUUGUGCCUCAUUCUGAUAACCAUGCACUUGCCACACGUCCUGUCUUCAUGGACGACAGGGUCAGACCCCCCUGAGCAUGAGCUGUGAUUGACCGUCGCCAGAACAACGCAAUUGAGAACUCUGAAUCCAAUCGAUCAUAUAUGGGAUCAUUUGGGAAGAAUUGACCCAGGCAUUGCAUCAGGAAUGGCAACACAUCCCUCAGUUGUGGAUCAGGCACCUGAUUUUGAGCACGAGGAGACGUCCUUCGGAUGUGAUCCGUGUAUUGGUUUGCUACACCACAUAUUGACUUGCACUGUUGGUAAUUUAACUGUGACACAGGUACAACGUUACUAAGAAACGUACAUGUACGUGUUGAUCUGUCCAUCUCAUUCCUGACACUUACGCAACUUAUGCUUCCUCUAUUGUAUCCCCAGUUAGAUUCCUUGUAGUAGUUGUCGAAUAAAGUUGCUUCUUUUUUUUA